AUGAGUUUUUUCAAUUUGGAUUAUUUUAAAUGCGAAGCAUUCGAAUUUAAUUUUCGCAUGUACACAUUCAGCGGAUUUUGGCCGUUAAAAACUAAAAAUCGGUUCGAACAAAUCCUAUUUUCAUUAUUUAGUUUUUUAUCGUAUUUUUCGUUAACAUCUCUUUUGAUUAACGUAGUCAUCGACGUGUAUUUCGUCAGACGCGACACGAUCAAAUUAACAAACGAUAUUUGUUUCAUAUCCAUCGGCGGAUCGACGAUAUUAAAAACAUUCAUUUUAUUUUAUAAAUUCGAUUUGGUUAAUGAAUUAAAAGAAAAUAUAAUAGAAUAUAAAAAUUCUAGAACGGAUGAGAUUGAAAAAAAUUUAUUGGAAAAAUCAAAUAAACAACUUUCCCUUAUAAUGAAAGUUUUGUACGUUUGUGCCGGAUUAUGCGUUAUUAUAAUGGUAUUACAUCCAUAUUUUGAUUCUACAAUUAAUGAUAAUAAAGUUAUUUUGCCGUAUAGACUCCCUGGGGAAGAAUGGUCCGAUGCCGUUUACGUCAGCGUUUACGUCUAUCAAUUUUUAGCCGUUAUAAGCGUCGUUAUUAACAUAUUAUCCCUUGAUGGCAUGUUUUGCGGUUUCGUACUCAGAAUAUUGGCACACUAUAAUAUAAUAAUAAAAAAUUUCAAAAGUCUCGAUGAUGAUUUUUUCAUGACGAAUUCUCAUCGAACGUCGUCGUUUCUCUUUGGAAAAGAAAAAUUAGAUAAUUACAAUGCCAAAGUUGAUGAAAUUUUAAAAGAAAAUAUUAAACUUCAUACGAGAAUACUCCAUGAAAUAAACAUAUUAAUUAACGUUUAUAAAAUACCGACCCUGUUUCACUUUUUGGAAUUUAUGGGAACGGUUGGAUCAGUUGUUAUGGAUUGUUUGAUCUUGAAAGAAGUUUCAUUCAUACAAAUAUUACAAAAAUUAUUUUAUUUGGCAAUUGCAACGGUGGAUUCGUUUCUUUUUUGUAUUUCGGCAAGCACGCUCGAAUCAAAAAGUUUUGAAGUCGGUAUUGCAUCCUAUAAUAUAAGAUGGCAUUUGGUAAAUCGUAAAAUAAGAAAAAAUCUCCUGAUAUUUAUUAUGAAAAGUUAUAGAGCACCUAAAAUAAGAGCGGCAAAUAUUUUUCUUGUUAAUUUGGAAGGUUUUGUCAAACUUUUGAAAGCAUCAUACGAUUUAGUAGCUUUUGCAUAUCAAACGGCGAGAAAACAUUAA
This is a messenger RNA of Pediculus humanus corporis (human body louse), 1230 nucleotides long. RefSeq names its product Odorant receptor PhOr4. The record is from RefSeq and is a predicted model, not a curated record. Gene Ontology annotation, biological process: sensory perception of smell; detection of chemical stimulus involved in sensory perception of smell. Gene Ontology annotation, cellular component: plasma membrane. Bases 1 to 1230 code for a protein of 409 amino acids. The transcript has 5 exons. NCBI's taxonomy places the organism in Eukaryota, Metazoa, Arthropoda, Insecta, Psocodea, Pediculidae. Gene Ontology annotation, molecular function: odorant binding; olfactory receptor activity.